Messenger RNA from Colletotrichum scovillei, 1833 nucleotides. RefSeq names its product alpha-n-arabinofuranosidase a. The coding region runs from base 1 to 1833 and encodes 610 amino acids. The transcript is spliced from 9 exons. Gene Ontology annotation, biological process: L-arabinose metabolic process. NCBI's taxonomy places the organism in Eukaryota, Fungi, Ascomycota, Sordariomycetes, Glomerellales, Glomerellaceae. Gene Ontology annotation, molecular function: alpha-L-arabinofuranosidase activity. The record is from RefSeq and is a predicted model, not a curated record.
AUGAUUUCUUCUACGCUUCGAAAUGUCGUUGUUGGACUUUGGUUGGGUUUUGCAGUCAAGUGUGGUGCGAUUAGCUUGACUGUAUCACAAGAGCCCGGGAAUGAAACCUCUACUACCAUGUGGGGAAUCAUGUUCGAGGACAUCAACUAUUCCGGGGAUGGCGGAAUUCAUGGACAGCUCAUUCGAAAUAAUGGUUUUCAGGGUGACAACCCCGGCUUGGCGGCGUACUCGGCCAUAUCCGGAGCAAUUCUAGACGUCGAUUCUUCAGUUCCGCUCUCUGACGCACUUCCGAAUUCACUGAAAGUCAGUGUUGAAAGUGGCGCCUCGGGCCAGGUUGGCUUCUCCAACGAGGGUUACUGGGGCAUACCUGUUGAUGGUAGCCCCCACUCGCAUAACAUCUUCAUCCGUGGUAACUACCAGGGUCAAAUGACCUGGGUCUUACAAAGCGUUUCCACGAAGGAGAUUUUUGGAAACGCCACCUUCUACGUCGAUACUACCACCGAAAGAUUCACCGAGUUUCAUCAAAGGCCACUCACAACAUUCUCAUCGUUGACGGAUAUCGAAUACAGAAUGACCUUUGAUGCAGAGCUUGUAGCCGGAUCUUCAGUGUGGUUCGCGCUUCCGCAGCUCUACCCAACCACCUUCCACAACCGUUAUAACGGAUUGAAGCCAUCUCUAGCUGAGGCAGUGGACAACAUCGGGGGAAAGUUUCUCAGAUUCCCCGGCGGCAACAACCUAGAAGGACCGAAUGUCGAGAAUCGAUGGAAGUGGAAUGAGACGAUUGGUGCUCUGACUUCUCGCCCCGGUCACCAAGGGGCUUGGGGGUAUCCAAACACAGAUGCUCUGGGUCUUCAUGAGUACUUUGAGUGGUGUGAUGAUAUGCAACUCGAGCCAUUUCUGGACGUCUAUUCAGGGUACUCUCUUGACGGCACUCAUAUCACUGGCGAGGCCCUGCGACCCUUUGUUGACGAGGUGAUGCGGGAACUCGAAUAUGUUCUUGGCGAUUCAUCUACUCCAAUGGGAGCUCUGCGAGCCAAAAACGGGCGUGAGCAGCCUUGGCCUGUCAAAUGGGUUGAAAUCGGAAACGAAGACGACUUUGGUUGUAGCAGCUACCCCGAAAGAUUUGCUGCCUUCUAUAACGCCAUUCGUCCGGCGUAUCCAGAGCUCCAACUCAUUGCUUCAGCAACUGGGUUCAAUUGCUUGCCUGAUCCAUUUCCAGCAGAUGCGUGGAUCGACUACCACGAAAUACAUCAUCGGGCGCUUUCAGUGGUCGGACAUGAAGGGCUCAAAAUGGGUCGCUGGGGCGUUCAGUGGUCGGACAUGAAGGGCUCAGUUUCUGAGGCCAUCUUCAUGCUUGGACUGGAACGCAACAGUGACCUCAUCCGAGGUGUGGCGUUCGCACCCUUGAUCAGUCUUGUCGAUCAUCAGCAAUGGGCUCCCAAUCUGAUUCCGUUCAAACAGGCGCCUGACGCCAUUGUUUACACCUCCAGCUACUGGGUACAGCAGCUUUUCGCACAGAACUCCGGAACCAUGACACAUGAGAUCACCUCGGAUGCCGAAUUUGAUCCAGUCUUCUGGAGUGCCGUAAGCGCUGGGGAGACCGUUGUUGUUAAGCUUGCCAAUUAUGCUGGUGAGCCACAACAUCUUGAUAUCAAGAUUGCAGGAAAGAAGUCUGCGACACUGUCAAUCCUAAGCCACGACAACCCCGAUAGCGCCAACACCUACGAUGCAGCUCCUAUCUCACCACCGGUGGUUUCACACAUCGAAUCGUCCGAUGACAGCUUCGGUUUUCUCUUACCUGCAUGGUCUGUUGCGGUUCUUAGGGCUGACUGA